AUGGCGUUAAAUCAGACGUCGCUUCAUGAUUCCUUGUGCAACAGUUUCACCUACAACCCAACCGUUGUUCCCGCUCUCUACUUCUCGAUGUUCCCCAUAGCUCUGCUGCUGAACGGUGUAGCAGCCUGGGUGUCCCUGCACCUCAAGUCCACCACCACCUUUGUGGUGUACCUCAAAAACCUUGUCGCUGCUGACCUUAUCAUGACGUUGCUCAUCCCGUGGAUUGCUGCGGCUGACUUGCCGCAUCUGUCAAAACUAUUAUUUGUACCGUCAUGCCGUUAUUUCAGCUCACUUUUCUACAGCACAGAGUACACAUGUAUCGCUUUGUUGGGCUUCAUCGGUCUGGACCGUUUCUUCAAGAUUGUGUCACCUCAAAACAAGUUAGCUCAGAAUCUGACCGUGAGCAAAGUGAUAUCGGGCACAGUGUGGUUAAUAAUGUUCGGAGGCACAGCUUUACCAACUAUCAUUUUGAGCAACAAAUCAGUGGCCAACUUGACAGAGACCAGCAAUUGCCUGCAGUUGAAAGGACCGGCUGGAAUUGAACUCCAUAAGAAGAUUAUAAUCUACCUGAAUUUUUUCUUUUGGCUCGUCAGUGUUGUCAUUGCGGUUUGCUACAUUUGCAUCGCACACAAAGUCAUCCAGUCUUUUAAAAACUCUGGGAGUAACAACAACCAGGGAAAGCAAAAGAUCAAGCUUCGUGUUUUUGUGGUUGUCUUUGUGUUUUUUGUAUCGUUCGCACCAUAUCACAUUUACAGGAUCCCUUACACUUUUCAACAAGUCCAGCAGCAUUCGUCCAAAACCACCUGCGCUUACUUGAAGGGCAAGUUUGCCAAAGAAUUCACGCUCUGGCUCGCCAACACAAACAUCUGCAUGGACCCACUUAUCUACGUCUUUCUGUGUCGAGAGUUCAAGGACAAGCUGAUGUCUAUGAUGAAGAAUGUUGCCACCGCAUUUAAAGUAGCUUCAGCAGGCAAAGCAGAGGCUGCUUCGGUUUAG
Messenger RNA from Limanda limanda (common dab), 996 nucleotides. RefSeq names its product P2Y purinoceptor 13-like. The transcript has a single exon. Gene Ontology annotation, biological process: blood coagulation; G protein-coupled receptor signaling pathway. NCBI's taxonomy places the organism in Eukaryota, Metazoa, Chordata, Actinopteri, Pleuronectiformes, Pleuronectidae. The record is from RefSeq and is a predicted model, not a curated record. Gene Ontology annotation, molecular function: G protein-coupled purinergic nucleotide receptor activity. The coding region runs from base 1 to 996 and encodes 331 amino acids. Gene Ontology annotation, cellular component: membrane.